Messenger RNA from Nomascus leucogenys (northern white-cheeked gibbon), 291 nucleotides. RefSeq lists its product as uncharacterized. The record is from RefSeq and is a predicted model, not a curated record. NCBI's taxonomy places the organism in Eukaryota, Metazoa, Chordata, Mammalia, Primates, Hylobatidae. The transcript has 3 exons. The annotation marks the transcript as partial.
UUGCCCAGGCUGGAGUGCAGUGGUGUGAUCUCAACUCACUGCAAGCUCUGCCUCCCAGGUUCACGCCAUUCUCCUGCCUCCAACCUCCACCUCCUGGGUUCAAGUGAUUCUCCUGCCUCAUCGUCUGCCUCAGCCUCCCAAGUAGCUGGGACUACAGGCGCCUGCCACUACACCCAGCUAAUUUUUGUAUUUUUAGUAGAGAUGGGGUUUCGCCAUGUUGGCCAGGCUGGUCUCAGACUCCUGACCUCAAGUGAUCUGCCUGCCUCUGCCUCCCAAAGUGCUGGGAUUACA